AAGUACCUCAUUAUAGUCAAAAUGUUGCAUCUCUUGACGAUAAUUCUAACCGUUGGCGCUAGUACUACUCUAGGUGCGCCACCAAAUGGUCGAAUUUUUGGAGGAGAACUCGCCUCUCCUGGCCAAUUCCCAUUCAUCGUCCACCUAAGUACAAGCUGCGGCGGUACCAUCAUCAACAAGAACUGGGUACUCACAGCAGCCCAUUGCUUAAUGUACGUCGAUAAUCUCACAGUCGUCGCCGGUACCAACAGCCUGCUUUCUGGAGGUGUCACCUACAACGUCACCCAAUAUUUCUCACACGAAGACUUUGAUAUCACGACAAUCAAAAACGACAUAGCUUUGAUCCAAAUCGACGGCGAAUUUGAAUUCAAUGAGUUGAUACAACCCGCUGAAUAUUUUGAUCUAGAGGAAAAUUCCACGUGUAUUGUGACCGGAUGGGGACGUACUGAAGACAACGACAAUCCUGAUGACUUGCUCUUUGUUGAAUUAACAGGUUUGAAUUAUGAAGUUUGUGGAGAUGUUGCUGGAGGUACUGCUGCCGGUGCGUACUUGGGACCGGAGCAAGUGUGUGCUGUGGGACCGGUGGGACAAGGAGCGUGUUCGGGAGAUUCGGGCGGGCCUUUGGUUUGUGAUGGAAAGCUGGCUGGGGUGGUGUCGUACGCGAUGGUACCGUGUGCUGAAGGGUACCCAGACGUGUACUCAAAACCGACGGCUUAUGUUGACUGGAUCAAUGAAAAGAUCCAGUCGUAAAAUAGGAUACCUACCUUGUUGUUUAAGUGAAAUUAAACUCAAAUAAAUACAAUCCCACCUUUC
This is a messenger RNA of Zophobas morio, 813 nucleotides long. RefSeq names its product chymotrypsin-1-like. The record is from RefSeq and is a predicted model, not a curated record. Gene Ontology annotation, biological process: proteolysis. Lineage: Eukaryota; Metazoa; Arthropoda; Insecta; Coleoptera; Tenebrionidae. Bases 22 to 750 code for a protein of 242 amino acids. The transcript is spliced from 2 exons. Gene Ontology annotation, molecular function: serine-type endopeptidase activity.